This is a messenger RNA of Rangifer tarandus platyrhynchus (Svalbard reindeer), 1440 nucleotides long. NCBI's taxonomy places the organism in Eukaryota, Metazoa, Chordata, Mammalia, Artiodactyla, Cervidae. The record is from the annotation of a GenBank genome assembly.
AUGGACGCGACCACCGCCCCUCACCGCAUCCCCCCGCAAAUGCCCCAGUAUGGGGAGGCGAACCACGUCUUCGAGUUGAUGCAGAACAUGCUGGAGCAGCUCCUGAUCCACCAGCCCAAGGACCCCAUCCCAUUCAUGAUUGAUCAUUUGCAACGAGACAACGAUUAUGUGCCGAAGAUUAUAAUAUUAGGUCCACCUGCCUCGGGGAAAACAACCAUAGCUAUGUGGCUUGCCAAACAUCUGAGCACCAAUCUUCUCAGCGUGGAGAGCUUGAUAGCAAAGGAGUAUUCCCCUCUGGCGGCAGACGCCAGGAUGCAUUAUCAGAAGUUCAAGAUGGUACCCAACAUGCUGCUCAUCAGACUGAUGCAGGAGCGCCUGAAGGAGGAGGACUGCAUCAGGCGGGGCUGGAUUCUGGACGGCAUCCCCGAGACGCGGGAGCAGGCUCUGACGAUCCAGACCCUUGGCAUCUCCCCGAGACAUGUCAUUGCGCUGAGCGCUCCAGACACCGUCCUGAUUGAGAGAAACUUGGGGAAGAGGAUCGACCCUCAGACUGGAGAGAUCUAUCACACCACCUUCGACUGGCCGCCCGAGUCGGAAAUCCAGAACCGACUGAUGAUGCCCUCAGGCAUCUCGGAGGGGGAGACGGCGCGGAAGCUGCUAGAGCAUCACAGGAACAUCGUCAGGAUCCUCCCCUCGUACCCCAAGAUCCUGAAGGUCAUCAACGCCGACCAGCCCUGCGUGGACGUCUUCUACCAGGCGCUGACCUACGUCCGAACCAGCCAUCGAUCCAAUGCCCCCUUCACCCCAAGGGUGCUGCUUUGCGGGCCCGUGGGCAGCGGGAAAAGCCUGCAGGCCGCCCUCCUGGCCCAGAAAUACGGUCUCAUCAACGUCUGCUGUGGGCAACUGCUCAAAGAAGCCGUGGCGGACAAGUCCAAAUACGGCGAGAUGAUCCAGCCCUUUUUCGAGAAGGAGAUAGCAGUCCCUGACAACAUCGUCAUGAAGGUGCUGAAGCAGCGCCUGGACCAGCAAGACUGCGUCGAGAGAGGGUGGGUGCUGCACGGCUUCCCGCGAGAUCUGGACCAGGCGCACGUGAUGGACAGCCUGGGCUACAAGCCCAACAGGGUGUUUUUCCUGAACGUGCCAUUAGAUUCUGUCAUCGAGCGGCUGACCCUGAGAAGAACUGACCCGGUCACAGGAGAAAGAUACCACCUCAUGUACAAGCCACCUCCAACCAUGGAAGUCCAGGCCCGUCUCCUGCAGAACCCAAAGGAGUCGGAAGAGCAGAUCAAGCUCAAGAUGGAUCUGUUCUACAGGAAUUCUGCUGAGCUGGAGCAGUUCUAUGGGGAGGCCAUCACCCUCAAUGGGGACCAGGACCCGUACACAGUCUUCGAAUACAUUGAAAGUGGGAUCAUUAACCCCCUACCCAAGAAAGUGCCCUGA